Coregonus clupeaformis (lake whitefish) is the source of this 2466-nucleotide messenger RNA. Its product is annotated as rho-related GTP-binding protein RhoG. The record is from RefSeq and is a predicted model, not a curated record. Bases 198 to 773 code for a protein of 191 amino acids. Gene Ontology annotation, cellular component: cytoplasmic vesicle; cell cortex; cell projection. Gene Ontology annotation, biological process: cortical cytoskeleton organization; regulation of actin cytoskeleton organization; actin filament organization. Lineage: Eukaryota; Metazoa; Chordata; Actinopteri; Salmoniformes; Salmonidae. Gene Ontology annotation, molecular function: GTP binding; GTPase activity; protein kinase binding. The transcript is spliced from 4 exons.
CCUAUCCUCUCCUCUCCGCAAAUGAAGCGACUUCCUUUAUAACGCAACUCCUCCCGCCCGGCUGACAACACAAGACAACGAAGAUCCAUCCGCUCCUCCGGCGCCCUACCAAUUCUGCCACAGAGAGAGAGAGGAGGAAGGACUAUGUUAGCAGGUUGCUGAGGGGUGAGAGUUGAGGGGUCGGCAGCGCAGCAGGCAUGCAGAGCAUUAAGUGUGUAGUGGUGGGCGACGGCGCUGUAGGGAAGACCUGUCUGCUCAUCUCGUACACAACUGGAGCCUUCCCUAAGGAAUACAUACCCACCGUGUUUGACAAUUACAGCAGCCAGGUGACAGUAGACGGGCGCUCCAUCAGUCUGAACCUGUGGGACACGGCGGGUCAGGAGGAGUACGACCGCCUGAGGACCCUGUCAUACCCUCAGACAAACAUCUUCAUCAUCUGCUUCUCCAUCUCCAGUCCCGCUUCAUAUGAGAACGUCAAACACAAGUGGCACCCAGAGGUGUCCCACCACUGCCCCGGUGUGCCUGUCCUCCUGGUAGGCACUAAGAGCGACCUGCGGAACGACGAGGAGACCCAGCGCAAGCUGAAGGAGCAGAGCCAAUCUCCUGUCACGCAUCACCAGGGGGCGGGGCUGGCCCGUCAGAUCCACGCCGCCCGCUACCUGGAGUGCUCCGCCCUCAACCAGGAUGGGAUCAAAGAGGUGUUUGCUGAAGCCGUCCGAGCAUUCCUCAACCCCCACCCCACCACCAGCAAGAGGUCCUGUAGACUACUGUAGAGAGGGAGGGAGGGAGAGGAGGGGAAGGGAAGGAGAGAGGGAGAGAGAGAGUGGUUUAGGGAGAUAGAGAGGAAGAGAGCGGAGUGUAAAGGAGGGGUAAAUAGACAGAUGUUCACUGAGGCCAUCCGGGCCUUCUUCAACCCCCAGCGCACCACUAGCAAGAGGUCCUGUAGGCUACUGUACAGAGAGAGAGAGAGAGAAAGGGAGGUGGGAAGAGGGAGAGAGGGACAGUGGGACAGAGGGAGAAAGAGAGAGCGAGAGAGAGAGAGAGGGGUAAAGAGAGAGAGGAAAGAAGGGUGGCUAGCUAGAUGAAGAGAUAGAAGGGGGUGGGCAGUUGAAACUGAAAAACUUACUGCAACAAUGGAAAUAAUAUGAAUGUACAUAAUUCAGUUACAUGUAAAUAUGACAGGAGAACAGUAUUCUCUUUUCCCUCAGUGACCGACGAGCCUUACUAUUGGGAAGAGGGAGGGGCAACUGUACUCUUCAAAUAACGAAUUACAGUGGUCUGCUUUCAUGGACACUUGGGCAGUCCUGAUAGGCCAGAGCAGUGUCACUCAAUGGCUUUACCAGAGACUGAUUGGUCUGUGAUGGUGGCGCCUGCUUUCUCUUCCCACCCCCUGACCCUCGUCUCGUUUCGUCUUCUUCCCGCUGUAGAGCUCAGUAGAACUAAAGCAUAUUGAGAAAUAUCAUGAUGAGCCAUGCCUUUUUCCGACUAAUAUUUGUUUGUAAAUCAAAAAUGUGCCAUGUGUGUUGACGCUGGCUGCCUCUGUUCAGGCCAGAGGUUAGAGGUCACAGAUGAAGCUGGGGACCUGAGAGGUUGUCCCCCAAAAGUUGUGAAACCUUUUUUCCUUUCUUCCACAACCACUGAUCUUCCUUUAUAUCUUCCCCUAUGUCAUAACCCCUUCUGUGUUUGCAGCCCUGAGUGGUAUACUACGAAGUAAGCUAGAUCUACUCAGGCUUUUAUAAAGCUAGCCAACUUCAGUUAGCUUCACGUUCCAUCGUACUACGACGGUGGAUAUUGCUCGUCCGCAUGCCGUUAACUCUAGCCGGCUUGUAACUGCGCGUGCAUGUCGCACAUGGCUAGUCGAAUGCCAAACUCUUCAUUGAGACAAUGCGGAAUCAUCAAUCCAUGGGCGAGCAGUGCCACAUUUUCAUUUGUGCCGAAAUCAAAAUGAAAUUGAAGUUAUCUUGCACAUUUCAGCAGGCUAGGGUGUGAAAUAGGCUUUAAGCCAUCUUUAUUUUAUUACUAAUCGUUAAUGUUACUUUUGGUGUGCUUUGGUGUGCUCAUCAAUGCACAAGCACCUUUUUCUAUCUGUGGAACAGCUUGUUGCCAUAGCCAUAGCCAUAUAAUCCAGUUUUUUGGUUUUCGAAACUUUUAACCUGGUAAUUUGACUGUUACACUCAUGGUAACCUAACGUAGCAGGCGUAAAAUAAAUUACUGGUCUUGACAAUAAGAAGAAAAAACUGUUCAACCAAUCCAAUAAAUGUGGAGGAGUUAAGAUGGAGUGUCGUGCUGUUAAUAACGUCUAAAAGCGGAAGUCGCGCCACAGGCUCUCUUUCCAGUUCCCCUGAAAAUCAGAACAUCCAGCUGUUGAGGACUCGACAGAGGCUACAUUCAUGGGUACACUAGCAAUGGCUGCCAGUCUUCACUUGAAUGGGCACUGCCAUCUAUGGAUUAUAUGUCUAUGGUUGG